Molecule: messenger RNA, 478 nt
Organism: Helicoverpa zea (corn earworm)
Lineage: Eukaryota; Metazoa; Arthropoda; Insecta; Lepidoptera; Noctuidae
Exons: 2
Coding region: 1-447 (148 amino acids)
Source: RefSeq, a predicted model, not a curated record
AUGUUUCGUAUAUUCAUUCUUCUAUAUGGUCUUUCACUGACCCAAGCGUACAAAGUGAAGGUUUCAGGAAAAUUUUCAUUAGGAAACGAUCUUGCCAGGGCCUUCAAUGAAUUGUGCACCCAAUUGGUCGACAAGGGAAUUGUACCCCAAGAGGUGGUAGAUAACAUUAUGAACAAAGAAAAGGACCAGGAAGAUUCUGAGGACAAAGAAAAUCAGGAGCAAAAGGCACCACUUUGGGAUAGACACGAAGAUGGUGCACAGAAUUACGAUGACAAAACAAAAAAGGUCAAGAGAAAAGAUAAGGCGACACAGGACGAUAAUGCUCCCGUGUUGGACAAAAUGUUGCAGAACAAUGCAGAAAAGAUGCAUUUGUACGGCUACCAUAAGCAACCGAGCAAUAAGCCCGAAGAUUUUACUGGGAAACCUUUGAAUAAUGUACAUGUGUAACUUUUUGGAGAAAUAAAUUGUUUCUGUGAGC